AUGGGUACUCCUUAUGUCUCACAACCAUCAUUUUCUAACUUACAAAAACAACAAGAUGAACUGCUUGUUCUUCAGAGUAUUUUUGGCAGUGAAAAUAUUCGCUCUCUCAACUCAAACAGCCAACAAUAUGAAGUUUCUAUUGAGUUUGAUCGUCUUCCUACACCAUUCUUUCUUAAGCACCGAACAACAACUCCAGUUACAUUUUUACCACCAAUCAUUCUUACAAUUCAGUUACACGAUCAGUAUCCGUCAGACUAUUCAUCGACAUUUCUCUUGACUUCAUUCUACAUGUCUAAACGGCAGCUUCAAGAACUGUGUGAGAAAAUGGAUUCACUGUUUAUUCAGAAUGAAGUAAUUGUUUACCAGUGGAUUGAACUGAUUAAAGAUGAAGUCUGUGGGAAGAGUGAAUUUGUUUUGGAUGAAGAAGACAUGGACGGAGAAGGAUGUCAACAACCGUGUAAAGAAACCUAUCACUCAGAAACUCCGUGUCCACAGGAAAUUGAAGCUAUACGAUUGAAACGUCAACACGAAAACUUGCAGAAACAACUGGUAGCGAUUGGUUUCACUCCAAAAGAUCAUGAGUAUCUUCUCAAAGAAAUACUAGCAUAUGAAACAAUUGAGCUCAAUACACGUCAAUGUCCUAAUUGUAGGGUUAAAAUCGAGAAAAAUGGCGGCUGUAGUCAUAUGUUUUGUCAACGAUGUCGAACGAGUUUUACAUGGGAACAAGCCUUAGUCCCAGUACAAAAUACAGCAACAACUCUUCUCGUUAAGGAACUAGGUGACGAUGUAGAUAAGAUUCUAAAACAUUUAAAAGAUUCAGCAGCGGGAGAAACAGAAAAUUUAGAACUUUUAACUUUGAUUGAAAAUGCAGUUUAUACACGAACAAAGCCGUGUCCUUAUGAAGGGUGUAAUCAGCUAAAUGUAAUGAGUUCAAAUUCAAAUAACUGGAUUAUCUGUAUUAGUUGUCGACAGAGUUUUUGUUUCCGGUGUGGAAGAGAAUUUGUUAGCCCGGUGCAACAUUUUGCUGCAAAAAGUAAGUGUAAGCAAUAUGUACAGUUGAAGAGAGUAAUGGAUUGA
This is a messenger RNA of Didymodactylos carnosus, 1077 nucleotides long. NCBI's taxonomy places the organism in Eukaryota, Metazoa, Rotifera, Eurotatoria, Philodinida, Philodinidae. The record is from the annotation of a GenBank genome assembly.